Molecule: messenger RNA, 1671 nt
Organism: Penicillium chermesinum
Lineage: Eukaryota; Fungi; Ascomycota; Eurotiomycetes; Eurotiales; Aspergillaceae
Exons: 1
Coding region: 1-1671 (556 amino acids)
Source: RefSeq, a predicted model, not a curated record
AUGGAUCGAGGAGGUUGCCACUGUUCGGGCGAGUUGGAAGUUUUACAACAGGACCAGAACCUAUCGCAAACGACCAUCUGCUUGCCAUCCUCUUCCCCGGCGAAGCCCGUAUCUACCUACCUGCCUCAGGGCGGCUAUAGGGGACUGGAGGACUCCAACCCAGAUCCCUUUUACCUGGAAAAGUCCUUGGCAGCUACCCCCACGGACGAUAGCUAUACCCCGGCCAUUUGCGAUGAAAGAUUUGGUGCAGACAACAGCCAAUACUAUACUGUCGACCACCAGAAGACAUCUUCGAAGUACACCGGGCCAGACCGUUCAACACUAGCUCAAUUGGAACUGGAGAAUAGCUUGAUCUUCCAUCGCUAUACUUCGUCCAGAGACGAACGAAACACGCUGCAUAGCAGCCAGGAUUCGUUCAGCUCGGUGCAGACGGUCAGCACCACACCGGAUCUGACACCUAGCAGCUCUUUCUCCUCUACCUACUCUCAAUCAUCCACUUCCUGCCCAGACGCAGUGCUCAAAGCGACGGAAAAGCUCUACCACCACGCGCAGCAAGCGCAACUUGAAUCCCAGCGUCCAUCGCAUCUUCCUGCGUCGAAUCCACCUAAAUAUUCUCUUCCACCACCUCCGCCCAUCGCGGCUCUUACUCCCGCUCACACUCGUCCUACCACCCCGGCUGAGCCCGCCACACUCAACACCAUGCGAUACGAAACAUCAAGUAUGUCGUCCUCCUCCCGUCGGAGGAGACAGGCUCAUCCCACCUUGCCCAACUUAUCGCGCGGUCCAAGCUGUCACAGCUCGCGCCGAAAGCAAUCAAGUCCGGGAACACGCCCUUAUGUGGAUGCGUCAAUGAUCUCGCCCCCUAGUUUGAUCAACCCCGUCACAAUGGAACCACACGCGACCCAUUUUGAUCAAGCGUUAUUCAUUCCUGCGAACGACUACCCGAGUCCUAUGCCGAGCCCUGUGGGCAGCUCCCCACCUAUCUCACGUCAAAUGACUCGCACAUCGAUGGAGAGGCCGUCAAUGUCCACCAUGGAUGCACACGGCGAGCAGUCCGUUUGGGAGUCGGACUCGGAUAACGAGUCUAUUAGCCAUAAAUCUUUGUCGAGGAAGCCAAUCGAUACUCUACGGAAGGUCCGUAGCAAGGCCAAGCUACGUGCCGCCAAGUCGCAACCGAGACUUCAUCAGACCAUGCUCGAUGACCAGGUCUCGGAGAAGUUCCCAUGCUUGCCAGAUGAUGCCAUUGGAGAGCCCGUGCCUGAUGCUCUUCGAAGUGCUAGUCUCGACCGACCUAGUACUAGCCGGCCUAGUACCAGCCGGGAUGGCUUGCGGCCUCACCCUCUGCAGACUCUUCGUCUGGUUGCUCCAUCUACCACAUCAUUACUCAAGGCCCGGUCUCGGCAAAAUAGCAGUGGUAACGAUUCAGAUAUUGACUGGUCUGCUGCCGCUGCGUUCCAGGCCAAGACUCGACGCAAGCGAUCCAACACGCCUGAGUUUGCCAAGUCUGACAAAGAAAGACUCACUUCCCUUUGCUUUGAGCAGCACUCGGAGGCCACUUUCCAAGAAGCUGUUGCUGAGGAGCCCAAGCCGCUCAUGCGACGAAUGCUCGAGUCCCUGCGCUUCCUCAACUGUGCGAGAACAAAGAAAACCAACAUACCAACCCCUAUGUAA